GGCUGGUACGAGAGCGCACAGGCUUCUCGCGCAUCUCGCCCUUUCACUGGGAACCUGCAGAAGACGAUCGAUUUUCACAAUUGAAAACCCUGUCCUGCAGCUUCAAAACGAUCUCUUACGAUUCUGCCCCCGGUGAAAGAACGCGUCGGUCCUCUACUGCAGCAGACGGUCUUCAUGAUGUCGUAUUAUCAUACGGGGAAAGAGCUGGACAUGGCGGCGAUGACUGAGCCGCUCUGCCUGGAAAGAGAUAUUUGCAGAGUGAUAGAACUGUUGGACAGGCUUCAGAGAAGUGGUGAACUUCCUCCUCCCAAACUCCAGGCUCUACAGAGAGUCUUACAGAGCAAGUUCUGUGCUGCCAUCCGAGAGGUCUAUGAGCAGCUUUAUGAUACAUUGGACAUUGCAGGUGGGCCUGAGGUCCGAGCACAAGCCACUGCAAAGGCCACAGUAGCAGCAUUCGCAGCCAGUGAAGGCCAUGCACACCCAAGAGUGGUCGAACUCCCUAAAACAGACGAGGGGCUUGGGUUCAACAUCAUGGGUGGAAAAGAGCAAAACUCUCCCAUCUACAUCUCCAGGGUCAUCCCAGGGGGUGUUGCCGACCGCCAGGGUGGUCUGAAGAGAGGAGAUCAACUGCUCUCUGUUAAUGGAGUGAGUGUGGAGGGAGAACAUCAUGAGAAAGCUGUAGAGCUGCUAAAGGCAGCGCAGGGUUCAGUGAAGCUGGUGGUGCGUUACACCCCUAAAGUCCUCGAAGAGAUGGAAGCCAGAUUUGAAAAGAUGAGAAGUGCCAGGAGACGUCAGCAACAUACCAGCUACUCGUCUUUGGAAUCCAGGGGUUAACCAGUCUCAACUUCUGACUGACCUGCUGAUCCGUUCUCCCUCCCUCUCUGCUCCUAUAGGAUGACAGAAGACCCAGAGGAGAUCAGUGUAGACUACCCUUAGCUAUUUAUAUGUUAGUGGAACGAUCUCAAAACGUGUAGACCUCAAAUAUACUAUUUUCCCUGGAGAGACUGCAUAGUGCAUCUGGUCUGUCUUGAGUCUUAAUUUUUUUUUUUUAUUGUAUUCUUAUGUGGAACCUGCACCCUGUGAUAUUCUCGGGGGGGUUGUGUGUCUGUUAGCACAGAAGAAAACUUAAAGAAUGGUCUGGCUAAUACAAAUACACAGUGUGUGUACUUAUAGGACUUUGUGUCUUUUGCCGUGGAAUUAUUGCUGAACUGAAAGGCAUGAUGGCUUCUUAGACCAUUAUUCAGUCACUCACGUAUCAAAUCUGUGUUUCAGAAGACAUGCAUUGACAAUAGAGUUAAAGCUAUGCAUCCCACUUCUAUAAGUAUUCUUGUAUCACGUGUUCUGCUCUGUGUGAGCUACAUCAAGAGUACACAAACACUGUUAUCACAAAAGACACUUCCUGAAUGAACUGAUUGCUCCGUACAAAGCAUGCCACACUCCAAUAGGGUCGUCAUGAAAGUGUGCUGCUAUGAGUGGCUUUGUGCUGCCAAUCAUAGUGCCUGUGUUUAAUGCUUGAAUUUUUGAGUUUAUUUAGUUAUUCAUACAUUAAAACCAACAAUGUAGUUUAA
Molecule: messenger RNA, 1568 nt
Organism: Cyprinus carpio (common carp)
Lineage: Eukaryota; Metazoa; Chordata; Actinopteri; Cypriniformes; Cyprinidae
Gene: lin7b
Product: lin-7 cell polarity scaffold B
Biological process (GO): neurotransmitter secretion; maintenance of epithelial cell apical/basal polarity; protein localization to basolateral plasma membrane
Cellular component (GO): synapse; cell-cell junction; basolateral plasma membrane
Molecular function (GO): L27 domain binding
Source: RefSeq, a predicted model, not a curated record